Molecule: messenger RNA, 2136 nt
Organism: Rhagoletis zephyria (snowberry fruit fly)
Lineage: Eukaryota; Metazoa; Arthropoda; Insecta; Diptera; Tephritidae
Gene: Pex5
Product: peroxisomal biogenesis factor 5
Biological process (GO): protein import into peroxisome matrix, docking
Cellular component (GO): peroxisomal membrane; cytosol
Molecular function (GO): protein binding
Source: RefSeq, a predicted model, not a curated record
UGUUAAGAAACAAAGCUAUUAACAAAUUCUAAAGAAAAUCAGGGAAAAGAAACGAUUAACAGUUAAUUUAUUAUCGACUUUAUUUCGAUACUGUCAAGUCUACAUAUCUUUAUCGAUAUCUCCAAAUCAGCUGAUGUCGCUGAGGCAGCUUGUUGAAGGCGAUUGUGGUGGCGUUAAUCCGCUCAUGCAACUCGGUGCCCAAUUCACGCGAGAUGCCGGUCGUAAGGAUGAAGGCUUCACUAAUGCCCAAUUUGAACGCAGUAUGCGACCUGAUGAACAAAUGGUCAGUGAAUUUCUAGGACAAGUGGCCGCACCACCACAGUCUUUUCAAAUGAACGCACUACUAGAAGAGAUGCGUGAAAUUGAACAGGCAAAUACCAUGGGUGUGCAGCAUCGUCAACCGGAGCCAAGUCUCAUAGACGAUGUAACUAGGGAUCAGUGGUUUAAGGAGUUCAACAUGCAACAGCAAAAGUCAUUGCCUGCCCCUGCUUCACAAAUGGUGCACAUGCAGCCACAGCAGCAGCAGCUGGUUCUUGUGCGUGAGUUUUUCGAUGAAGACGCACCAGGCACAUCCGCGUCUUUAAUUGGGCAUUUGCCUAGAGCGCCCAGUAUGUCACUUCAGCCGCUCCCGCCGCCGCACCUUGCCAUUUGUCCGCCCUAUCAGCCCAGUACAGAAAAGUUUUUUGAGGAAGCCAACGAAGGGUCUGAAAAUGUGUUACCACAAACGCAAACUAACGAGUAUAUCGAGAACUGGAUCAAAGAUUAUCAAGAGAGUGCGCGAGAGAGACAGCAAUCUACCAGCAGCUAUAAUGAGGCAUUCUGGCAGCGCCUGCAGGAUGAGUGGCAAAAAUUAUCUGAGGGCUCUGAGCAUCCCUGGUUAUCCGAAUAUAGCGAAAAUUAUGACCCUUACAAAGAGUACGAAUUCACCGAGGAAAACCCGAUGUCUAUGCUAGAAAACGCUUUGGAGAAGGGCAAGGAGUAUAUGCAAAGGGGCGACAUACCAAGCGCAGUACUCUGCUUCGAAGCAGCUGCCAAGAAGGAGCCUGAAAACGCGGAAGCAUGGGAACUGUUGGGCCUCGCGCAGGCUGAGAACGAAAUGGAUCCACAAAGCAUAGCUGCAUUGAAGCGUUCAUUGGAGCUGCGACCGGACAACAAUCGUGUGUUAAUGGCACUCUCCGUCUGCUACACUAAUGAGAGCCUGCAGAGUCAAGCGCUCCGCAUGCUGGUCAACUGGAUGCAGGUUAAUCCGAAAUACAAACACCUAUUACAGCAGCAUCCCGAAUUGCAAACUGAUGGCGGCGGUGUAGCUUCCUCACUGGUUACGGGUAGUAAACUAGAAGCUGUACAGAAUUUAUUUCUCGACGCGGUGCGCUUGAAUCCACAGGAGGUAGACGCAGACGUUCAGGAAGCUUUGGGUGUGCUCUACAACCUAUCCUCCGAGUACGACAAGGCAGUCGAUUGUUUUCGUGCUGCGCUGCACGUUGAUCCGCAGAAUGCUAAGGUCUGGAACCGCUUAGGCGCCAGCUUAGCAAAUGGCUCGCGUUCUGUAGAGGCAGUGGAAGCAUACCAGCGGGCGCUACAACUCGAACCGGGUUUCAUUCGUGUGCGCUACAACGUCGGCGUAUGCUGCAUGAAUCUGAAGGCAUACAAGCAAGCGGUUGAACAUCUGCUCACAGCGCUGAAUAUGCAGGCAAACAGCUCAGCAGCUACCCGAGAUUUGCCAGCCGACGCGGGUGCCAUAGGUGGGGGUCAAGCACAGAUGUCAGAGUCCAUUUGGAGUACAUUGAAAAUGGUAAUUUCGCUGAUGGGUCGCAGCGAGCUGCAUGAUGCGGUGAAUGAGCGCAAUCUAAAGGUGCUGAACGAGGCCUUCAUGGAUGCAGCUUGAAAAGGAGGAUAUGCGCGAGAGAUAUGGGACUUUACCUGUGUUAACGACGUAUGAUUGUUUUAAAUUUCGCAUGAUAAAUUGUGGAGAGUGUUGAAUGGCUGGGAGCUUUGAACUGAGUUUGAAGAAAUUGGUAUUUAAAGUGUAGCGUUUAUGGUGUUGGCAUUGAACUAAAAUUUUAUAUAUUCUUCCAAACGAAUCACUAUGUAGACCUUUUUAAAUAAAAGUAAUAAAAAUAAAUAUGAGUCACACAC